Molecule: messenger RNA, 1494 nt
Organism: Meyerozyma guilliermondii ATCC 6260
Lineage: Eukaryota; Fungi; Ascomycota; Pichiomycetes; Serinales; Debaryomycetaceae
Exons: 1
Coding region: 1-1494 (497 amino acids)
Molecular function (GO): iron ion binding; heme binding; oxidoreductase activity, acting on paired donors, with incorporation or reduction of molecular oxygen, reduced flavin or flavoprotein as one donor, and incorporation of one atom of oxygen
Source: RefSeq, a predicted model, not a curated record
AUGUUGAGUGCUACAUAUGUCAUCUUGACACUCGUCGCAUUUUUCACUGUGAGACAGGUGAUCAUCACCAUCAAGAGGCGCAAAUUUGCGAGAGAACAUGGCUGCCAAAAUUUUACCAAAACCGUAGGAAUGGUGCUGGUAAUUGACAAUAUUAAAAAGGUCUACAAAGCUCGUCGCGAGGGUAGACUCACGGAGCAGUUGCAGGAAUCUUAUGACCUUUAUGGAGUGGACACUUUUCAGGCUCGUGCCAUUGGAACGCUGGCGGUGUUCACUCGUCACCCUGAGAACAUUAAGGCGAUGAUUGCAACUCAAUUCGACGACUUUGAUAUUGGAAAACGCCAGCAAGUGUUUAGACCCUUGUUAGGUUUUGGUAUCUUUGCUGCGGAGGGACAAAGAUGGAAACAUUCAAGAGCAAUGUUGCGGCCUCAAUUUGCUCGGGAGCAGGUUGCUCACGUCCAGCUGCUUGAAGUUCACUUGCAGAAUUUCGUCAAGCUCAUAAAAGAGCAAAAUGGCAGUUUUUUCGAUAUCCAGCAUUUGUUUCACCGGUUGACAAUGGAUGCCAGUACCGAAUUUCUCUUUGGUGAAUCUGUGGGUUCGUUGAAAUCACCCAAUAAUGAAUUUGAGGCUGCUUUUAACACCUCCCAACACUACUUGACCAUGAGAGCUACUCUUCGUGGAGCCUACUUUCUCGUUAAUCCCAAAGAAUUCAGAGAUGCCAACGAAGUUAUCUUCAAGACCGUUCGUUAUUACGUCAACAAGGCCCUCAAUACCAGUCCCCAGGAGCUCGCUAAGCAAACAGAAGAGGGCUACACUUUUCUUUAUCAGCUCGUGAACCAAACUAGAGACCCCCAAGUACUUCAGGACGAAAUGUUGAGUAUUAUGUUGGCUGGUAGAAACACCACCGCCAGUCUUUUAUCGUUCCUUUUCUUGGAACUUUCCCGCAACAAGCACAUCUGGAAAAAGCUUCGUGAAGAGGUUCAUGAACACUUUGGAAACGGAGAAAAUGCCCGGUUGGAAGAUAUUACUUUUGAAUCGAUGAAACGGUGCAACUACUUAAAAUGGGUCAUCAAUGAAACUCUCCGUAUGUAUCCCUCGGUUCCUACCAAUUUCAGGCAUGCUGCCAAAGAUACGACGCUUCCUAGAGGUGGAGGACCCACUGGUGACUCGCCGGUUUUCAUCAAAAAGAAUACCGACGUCUACUACACCAUCUACAGUACUCACAGAAUGAAAGAGUACUAUGGAAAAGAUGCGGAGGAGUUCCGUCCAGAGAGAUGGGCCGAUUUGAAGAAUAUCGGUUGGGCAUAUAUGCCGUUCAGUAGCGGUCCUAGGAUAUGUUUGGGACAGCAGUUUGCUCUCACCGAGGCAUCUUACAUCACUAUUCGUCUAGCACAAAUUUUCACCGAGUUGGACACUAGCGACCAUGCGUACCCGCCUUUGAAAAUUGCCAAUGCCACAAUGAGACCAAUGAACGGAGUGAAUGUUAGAUUUCAAUGA